Messenger RNA from Leptopilina boulardi, 2303 nucleotides. RefSeq lists its product as uncharacterized. The record is from RefSeq and is a predicted model, not a curated record. Gene Ontology annotation, biological process: regulation of DNA-templated transcription. NCBI's taxonomy places the organism in Eukaryota, Metazoa, Arthropoda, Insecta, Hymenoptera, Figitidae. The coding region runs from base 163 to 1197 and encodes 344 amino acids. The transcript is spliced from 3 exons. Gene Ontology annotation, molecular function: DNA-binding transcription factor activity.
ACGUCAGUAACCUUCCUGCAAUAAUACGAAGUAGAAGUGAAUUUUGCACGUAAUAUUUUUUAAAGUGAUAAAAAAAAAUUCAUUUAGAAUUCAAUAAAAUUAUUGUGGAACCAACUAAUUUAAUUAAAAACGGCUCCAUUACAAUUGAAUUCAGUGAAAACAAUGGCACCUAGACGGCGACCAAUUUAUCAAGACGAAAAUACAACGUCCGAUGAAAUGAGUGACAGUACGUACCAGCCAUUGCAGCCAUUACAUAAACGCGCAAGGAUACGUACAAAUAAUCAUAAUAAUAUGAUGGCUGAUGAAAUUCUACGUGAAGGCGUUGUUGUUAAAAAACGUGGCCGUGGCCCAUCAAAACGUCCAUGCCUCAAUAGAAAUGCCCAAAUGGCACGUGAAAAUCGUCAAAAAAAAAAGGAAUAUAUUGAAAAAAUUGAAAAUAAAUUACAACAAUUACAACAUGAAAAUAAAAAUCUCACAACAGUGAUAAAACAACAAAAUAUUGAUAUAAAAAAAUUAAAUGCCGAUGUUUCAUAUUUAAAAAGUGUUCUCAAUAAUAAAAGUAGUAUUACAAUAUUAUUGAGAUCAAUGAAUGAAAAUUUGGAGAAAAUACAACAUAAUAAAAUACAACAAAAAACAACAAUAUUACAUCGACAAAAUGAAAAUAAUAAAGAUUCACUUGAUUUUGUGCCAGCGGAGAAUAAAUUAUUAUUUAACGAUGAUUAUAGAAUAAAAUUAGAGAAUGAAAAUGGCAAAAUCACAAAUAAUGACAGCUAUCAAUUACUUGCUGAAGCAUACAGGAUGAACAAUAAUUUAUCAAAAUCUGCAGAUGAGGAGGAAGAAUUAUUUCACGAUACAAGGCAGGAGAAGAAUAAUUUCAAGAAUCAUCUUCCAAUAACGCCUGACAGUUUAAAUGAUAAAAUAAGUGAUGAUCAUCCAUCAACGACAACAUUCAAUGAAAUGGAUUUCAAUGAUUUUUCCAAUUUUUCAACAAACAAUAUUUUCGAUGAUCUUGGCAAAUUUGAUGAUAUGACAUUGGAUUUUGAUCAAGUAUCAACAACUUGUGCAACAAUUGAUGAGGAUUUUUUUCAAGGACUCGAUGAAAAUUCUGGAAUUUGUUUACACGUCAAUCCAAAUAGAGUAUCAUUGGAAUUUUGUUCCUCCUGUCAGAUGAAUAGUGCAAAUCCAAUAUUAGAAUGAGAGCCAAGGAUAAUGAAGAAGAUGAAGAAAAAUUCAAUUUUUUAAUCGAGGGAAUCCAAAUGGAAAUAUCUUCGUCGUUUUUUUUUAUUCUUUUUCUUUGUCAACGUCAUUUUGCUGGAUAAAGAAAAAUGGAAUCUUCAAUCUUUUGGAUAAAAUUUAAUGUUCAUAACAACAAACAAAUGGUCGGUAUUGAGUGUUAUUUGAUAAUCAGUAUAAUUAUUUAUUUCUAAUCACACUGUCAUGUUUAAUGCAUUUUAAAGACUUGAAAGCUUUAGGCUUUUUUUUUUUUGUAAUAAUAAGUUUUUUUUAGCAAAGUCUAAUUUUUUUUUUCUUCUUUUUUUUUCAAACUUGAAAAAAUGUAAGUUAAAAGGUUUCAGAAAAAUUUCUUUAACAAUUUGGAAAUUAUUAUUUCUUUUGAAAAGAAAUUUUUCCUUAACUUUUUAUUUGUGAAAACAAUUUCUUUUUUUUUCUACUAAAUCAAUUUUUAUAAAGAUAAUAAUUUGAUAAAAAUUAAUAAUUUUUAUAAAAUUAAUAAUUCUUGGAAAAUCAAUAAUUUUCAUAAAAUUAUUUACGUGGAAUAAUUUUGUUGUUUAUUUCCAUUUUUAUAAAAUUAAUUCAAUUUCUGAAACCUUUUAUUGUUUUUAAGUUAACAUUUAAUUUUAAAUAAAAUUAAAAUAAAAUAAUUUUAUUUUAAAUUAAAUGUAGAAAAAAAUUUUAAAACUGACGAAUUUAAUGGUUUAAUUUAAUUUAAUUAAAAAGAAAAGUAAUUUUAAUUCUUCUUGGAAAGAAGAAUUUUUUAUUGUUAUAAUUUACAUGAAAAAAAAAAAAUGUAUUGAAUUUAAUUUGAAAAAAGAAGAUAUUUUUCAAGUUUUUAAUGUAAUAAGUUUAAAAAAAAAUACGAAUGAAUGUAAGCAUUAUAUAUGUAUAGAUGUAAACGCGCAUAGAAUAGUCCUCCGAUUCUGUAAAAGAUUUUCAUUUUUACAGGAGAGAAGCUCUUGGUGCCAUGCGGUAACGCUGAUAUUAAAAUAAAAGUAAUCUGCUUGGAUGUUGUUUACAAUAAUGGACAUUUCUCGGAUCAUUAAAAAAAAAAAAAAAAUAAUAAAAAA